This is a messenger RNA of Prunus mume (Japanese apricot), 870 nucleotides long. RefSeq names its product expansin 12 (gene EXPA12). Gene Ontology annotation, cellular component: extracellular region. Gene Ontology annotation, biological process: plant-type cell wall organization. The record is from RefSeq and is a predicted model, not a curated record. NCBI's taxonomy places the organism in Eukaryota, Viridiplantae, Streptophyta, Magnoliopsida, Rosales, Rosaceae.
AUGGCGCCUCCUCUUGGUUUUUCUGCAGUUUCUUCUUGUGCUUCUUUUUGGCAUAUUUUCUUGUUGGUUAGUAUGGUUUUGGAGGGCAUGAUCAUCGUCAAUGUCGAAGCCAACGGCUGGCUCAGUGGCCAUGCAACUUUCUAUGGGACGAACCAGGAUCCCGCCACCCUUGGGGGUGCUUGUGGUUAUGACAACACCUUCCAUGCGGGGUUUGGAGUGAACACAGCAGCAGUGAGCAGCACACUUUUCAGAGGAGGGGAGGCAUGCGGGGCUUGUUACCAAGUGAUCUGCAACUACAGGAUCGAUCCCAAGUGGUGCCUUCAACGCCGUGCCGUAACGGUUACCGCCACAAACUUCUGCCCCCCGAACAACAACGGAGGGUGGUGCAAUGCCCCUCACCAACACUUUGACAUGUCCACGCCAGCUUUUCUUCGCAUUGCACGACAAGGCAAUGAAGGCAUAGUUCCUGUCAUUUAUAGAAGGGUGUCUUGUCAAAGAAGAGGAGGGGUUCGAUUCACCUUGAAGGGACAGUCAAAUUUCAACAUGGUGAUGAUAUCCAACGUUGGAGGAAGUGGGGACGUGAAGGCUGCAUGGAUAAGGGGGUCGAGGAUGAGGAAAGGGACGUGGCUGCCCAUGCAUAGGAAUUGGGGUGCAAAUUGGCAAAGCAGCAUCGAUCUCCGAAACCAGAAGCUCUCUUUCAAGCUCACGUUGGUUGAUGGAAGAGCACUAGUAUUUUCCAAUGUUGUUCCUUCCACUUGGAGUUUUGGACAAACAUUUUCAUCCCGCAACCAGUUCUGAUAAUCUUAAUUUAAUUAAUUAAUUAGCUCUCCAUAGGCACUUAAUUAAUUGCUUUGCAAAUUGCAAUGGUUC